Bursaphelenchus xylophilus (pine wood nematode) is the source of this 4224-nucleotide messenger RNA. Lineage: Eukaryota; Metazoa; Nematoda; Chromadorea; Rhabditida; Aphelenchoididae. The record is from the annotation of a GenBank genome assembly.
AUGGACGGUCUCAAACGACCUCACCGAGUGGAUCAGCCAAAUGUAAAGAAUGAUAAACGUCAGAAAUUAGAUCUACCGGAUACCCCGUAAGUAAUAUUAUCACAGCUAAUGAUGGAGUUUAGUAUAUACAUCCGAGUAUCCGAUGUUGUUCAAGGGAGUCAAUGUCUCCAUGUCUCAGGGAAAAGAGUUGACGAUCUUAGUGAAAUCAAGGUUAUUCUGAAUGAUAUGUGGUCUUAUUCAGUCGUUAAGCCUGGGCAUUUGAUUGCUGUAAUGGAUGUCUCUAACCCGUUUACUAAUGUAAGAAGUUUAAUGUUAAUUUUUAUCCACCAGGUGCUUGAGGUUGAUAUGAACGAAGGAAAGCUUGUCGUGGAGCCGUUAUUCUUAAUCUCACCCACGGUCUUGACAUCCGUGAUGUUUUGUGAACGGAAGGCAAUGCUUAACGAAAGAUUCAAGGCGGCAGGGACCAACAGACAUAUGCUUUUGGGAUGUGCUGUCCAUGAAGUCUUCCAGGUGAUGCUUUUCUUAUCGCUUCUGAGUUCUUAUUUUAGACCGCCCUUGAAAAAGAUCUUGUGCGACCAUCAAAAGAAGAUCUACAAGCUAUUGCAGAAAAGAUUGUCCUAAGUAAGUACAGCGUGGACCUUGUUCUUCUGAAUGAAAAGCUGGAUUCCUUCAUGUCGGACUUGACCCCAUACAUUGAGAAUUGCUCCACAUGGCUAAAGAUGCAUGCUCCCAAACCAAUAGGAUUCUCGAAGCCAUUGGAUAAACAAUUGCAUCGGAUCUCUAAAAUUUCCGGGAUCGAGCAUUUCAUCUCGGAUAAGACAUUGGGGUUGAAGGGGAAGAUCGAUGUUUCGUUUUUGGUACGAUUUUUUUAUAUUGCAUUUACUCCUUCCAGGCGUUUAACAAGUCCCUCACAUUUCCGUUGGAACUCAAAACAGGAAAGUCUGCCAAAAGUUUGGAGCACCAAACCCAAGUAUUUUUAUAUUCUCUGAUGUUAAAGUACACUUCAAAUGAGAAGCAAAUUGCUCCAGGGUGGAUUUUGUAUUUGAAGGACCUGCAGAUGUUCAAGGUGGAGCCCGGAGAAAAAGACUUAAUUGGAGUUAUGCACAUGCGGAACUCACUGGCGAGUAAAUUGACUGAUCUCAGCAUAGAUUCUUUUCCUCGUAAGUGACAUAUUCAGGCAUGGGUAUUUACACGUCAAUCCAGCAUACUUGAAGCUUUUUCCUGACCACAAUGCGGCAUUUCAUAUCUUUCAAAAAUCAAGUUUAGCCUUAUCAAGCCAUUAAAAAAAAUCAAGUUGGAACACCUUGUUUGCUAUUUGCUCGUUACUAAGUGCUCGAAGAACCCGGAUUAGAAGAAAUGCUUUUUAAGAUUAAAAAUCGGGCACUUUAGGUCAAAGUUACAGCUCGUUGAGUAGUUACUACAAGUUUUGAAAGUGCGAUUUUGAGUUGAAGAGCAAAAUUUUCGUUCAUAACUUUUGAUUGACUGCACAUAUCACGACAUUUUUCCACCAAAUUUGAGGUCUCUAUGAAAAAAAAUUUUUGGGUCAUAAAUUUUAAAAUUUUCAGUGUUGUUUUUAGAACGUUUCCUGUGGGCUUUUAAACCAUAUUUCGUGUAAUCUACACCAAAAAAUUAUGGGUUCAUAAAUUAGCUGGCAAAACUCGAUUUUUUUUUCUUGUGCAACUCUGCUUGAUGUGGAGUGGUUUUGUCUAAUGGUCUAGCCACUGAAGCUAUUUUACAUCUUCGUGUCUAACAAAUAUCGAUGUAAAAUUUUUGGAAAGACAAAAAACUAAAUUUUUACAAACAAAAAAGAAUACCGCUUGCAAACGUCUUGGCACAUCGUGACCUUAGGUAUUUUAAUUAUUACAUAAGGUCCCACUACACAUUUAUCAUCAAAAUCAUUGUCUAGUGGGACAUUGCAGUUCGUUAAACAUGCUGAAUCCGUGAUGAAAUCCAUGGUUUUCAGGAAAAAAACUAGGUAUUCGCGACCUAGGUCGUGAGCUUGUUGAUGACGACUUCACCUAAAGAAGGUGUAAUUACCAUCCUAGUUUAGUAUUUUGGGGUCAACACCUUGACUUUUUGGCGGAUCUUUUUUUUAUUCUGCUAUAUUGGUUAUUAAAUAUUGGGCCGAUCCCGCUCUGCCACAAAUGAAAAGCACCAAAGUUUGCGGAUUUUUUCCUUUGGCUUUGCGUAGAUUGACCGUUCCCAGUACAGUUGAUGUCUUUCUUUUUUAUCCUUUGUGUACUUGCCAUUGUAAAUCGGGAUGUUUGUGGUCCUAUAAUUAAUUUAGCUAUCACCAAGGAUCCAAAGUUCUGUGAAGGAUGUGAACAGAAACUGAACUGCUCUCUGAUGAAUAAAUUCGGUGAUGGCACUUGCAAAGCCAAGGAUUCCAUCGCUUUUAUGGAAAGUCUGAUCGAACAUCUCGAGUACAAGGAACUCAUGUAUUGCACUAAAUGGAUACGAUGGCAUUUCAUGGAAUUGGGAGAACAGAAAAAAAGAAACGAGGAGAAUUAUUUGAAGGACAGAACCAACUCUCUUGAUGGAUACACAGUGUUUUCUCUGGCUUUCGAGAACACUUUUGCAUUAAUGCAGAAUACACCGGAAAUGUAAGUCUCAGUAAGUCAUCAUGUUACUACUCUUUUUUAGGGCAAAGUUGCGUGAUAUUGUGAUUGGAUUUCGUAAGCCCCGAUUCGUCCCAUUGAAUCAUGUUCCUCUGACCAAAAUAAAAGGUUUUAUAAACGAAUUGGACGAGGAUCAGCGAGAUGCUGUUGUAAAAUGCCUCCGAGCCGAAGAUUUUGCGCUUGUCCAAGGCUUUCCUGGAGCUGGUGAGUUUUUACUUUAUUAAUGAUUAUGUUUAUAUUCAGGUAAAACAACUACCAUGUGUGCCUUCCUGAGAUCAAUAUUAUCCUUGAGGAAAACGGCGAUUGUGUCUGCUCACACCAACUCAGCCGUUGAUAACAUUUUACUAAAAUUGGCAAAUGACGUUUCCCCAGAUUCCAUUUUGAGAAUUGGAAGUCAGAAAUCUAUUCAUCCGGGAUGUGAAAAAUUUGUCUUGGAAUAUCGUUUGAAUGCAAUUGCAGAUGAUGGAAGUAUUGACAACAAGGAAAAGAUGGUCAAAAUAAAGAAGCUUCUAAUGGAGACAGUAAGUAUAUACUCAAUUAUAGGAGUGCUUUUAGCCAAUAAUCUUCACCACGUGCUUGAUGGCGUCCAGUCAUGCCUUGUUUUCCUCCCGUCGAUUCGAUUAUUGUGUUCUGGAUGAGGCGUCUCAAGUGGUCGAGAAUAUUGCAUUGAAGCCUUUGAGUUGUGCAGAUGUCUUCAUAAUGGUCGGGGAUAUCAAUCAGUUGUGUCCUCUGGUGGUUAACGAACGAGCUGGGUAAUCUAAUCAUUUUUUUAUUUAAUUUUUUUUUAGAUAUGAAGGAAUGGAAUUGUCGUUGAUGGAACGACUAUUAAGAUACCAUGAUUAUGUUGGGGAACAUACGGCCACGCUUUCCAAGCAAUACAGGAUGAAUAAGAUGAUCUGUUCAUUAUCCAGCAAUAUGUUUUAUGAAGGAAAAUUGGUAUGCGCGAACAAGACGGUGUCCGAGAAAGUGUUAGAGGUCCUUUCUACUGAAAACAAUGAAAAUAUUAAUCCAGGUAGGUGGGUCAAAAUAUACUUAGGGCGUUUAGAAGUCGUGAUGGGUUUGGUGUCCCCGAAAUUGGAGGAUUCCGUGCUGUUUAUCGACACUUACUCUCAAAGUUAUGGUUCCGAGUUUGCGGCCAAUGCGGCCGUUGGAUCGAGGUCUCGUUUUAAUCCCGGAGAAGCUUCUUACGUCAUCAGAAUAUGCAGUUUCCUAAUGGAGGUAUGUGCACAGACCUGAGCUUAUCUUUUAGUUUUUUUAGUCUGGACUACCAAGUGACGAAAUUGGAAUUGCUUCUCCAUACAAAGGUCAAAUCGAAUAUCUGCUAAAGAAGUUAUCUCAGAGAUUCCCAGAGAAUGCUCCCGAAUGCAGUACAAUUGACAGAUACCAAGGAAGGGAUAAGUCUGUCAUGAUAUUAUCCUUGGUUGAUGGGGGUCCAGAAGGGUCAAGUCAAAGUCCAGACCUGUUGUCGGACCGCAAAAGAUUGAAUGUGGCCCUCACUCGGGCCAAGAAGAAGUUAAUUUUGGUUGGAUGUAAGGAAACUCUCAGCAAAUCUUGCUUGAUUGAACAUCUGCUCAACAAGAUCUCUCUAACUAUCAGAGCUUUUUGA